Messenger RNA from Raphanus sativus (radish), 1090 nucleotides. RefSeq lists its product as uncharacterized. The transcript has 4 exons. The record is from RefSeq and is a predicted model, not a curated record. Bases 1 to 1029 code for a protein of 342 amino acids. NCBI's taxonomy places the organism in Eukaryota, Viridiplantae, Streptophyta, Magnoliopsida, Brassicales, Brassicaceae.
AUGAAGAAGAAAGGCGGCAAAAGCGCCUCCUCCGGUCCUCACUUCCCUUCCCUCUUGAAGGGUCAGGACGUUGUCAAUCUUGCCGUUCAAGCUCACGGCAAGAGCGAUCUAGUUAGAGCUUGUGCUGAAAACGAGAACCCUGAGACCGCUCCGGAGGGGCUAGGCAUUUUCAAGUUCUCAGCCAGUGAUGACGACUGGCGCAGGAAGUACUUUUAUGUCAAGAUUGACCCUUCCACGGUUCCUGUAGGCCGUGACCUUAGGAACGCAUGGUCUGAUAUUUCCGAAAUCAAAGAUCCUGUCAAGUUAUCUAGCAAACUUACCAGAGCUCUCUACAGGAAGCUACAGCAUAGCCCUAACACUUGGGUAGCUUACACUACUUCGAGAGUUGGAUCAGCUAGGUUCCAUGAUCGGUACCAAGCGUCCUUCCCUGAUUCAGUGACGGUUGCUGGUUUAGAAGUUUCUGAAGGUGAUUCCAUUCUCGAAGUUUCCUCCGGAGCAAGUACUUCUUCGAAGACUCAAUCACAGAAGAUGCCAAUUCAACCUUCCUUCCGUUCCAGGGGUAGAUCGACCAAGGCUGCCAGCUCCUCUAGAGGGAGUGAUAAGAACCAAGGGGGAUCCUUCCUUGACUCUGUGAAGGAGGUUCUUGAUGAAGGAGGCUCUGCCCCUGCUAAAGGUGUCGUCUCUUCGGAACCCAAGGUUCAGGAAGUUGGCCUUCCCUCCGAGGUCCCGAUGACUGAAGCUGAUCCUCAAGUAAUGAGGGACCCUCCGGAGUCUGAGCCCCCGAGGAACAAGAGGUCCCGAACCGACCAGGUUGAUAGACCUUCGAGGUCUUCCUCCUCCUCCUCUAGAGGAGGAACCGUUGGCUGGACCUUUUCUCAUUCAAAGCCUGGAUCGGUCUUGGACGAUCCGUGGGGUUUGGCUACUCUGAUGAGGCACAUGAAGAGUCCCGGGUGUCCCCUCCCCUCGAUCUCCAAUAUCACGCACAAGGAUGAGUACGUCGAUAUUGCUCAUCACAUGGGUCAGGUAUGAAGUUUAUUUCAUUUUUCAGCUUUGUCUUUGGAAGAUUUUGCUAAGUCAUUUUCCGUUUUCC